GAUAUGAACCAAUGAAACCCACGAAAUGCAAACAAAAGAAGAAGAAAACAACAUUAAAAUAUUACAAUGACCAGAACUUAGGAUUACAACCCGAGAAAGCCCACUCCAAAGAUGCCGAAUUCGAUUUAAAAUACCCAGGAAAGGAAACAUUAGUACUACCACCUCGAACAGUUAUGACAAUCGAUUUGAAAAUAGCAGUAGAAGUCUCUCAAGGAUCCAUGAUGCAACUAGCAUCCCGAUCCUCUCUCGCUGCAAAAGGAAUAAUGGUAAAAGGAAGUGUAAUUGAUGCUGGAUAU
Ambispora gerdemannii is the source of this 296-nucleotide messenger RNA. The record is from the annotation of a GenBank genome assembly. Lineage: Eukaryota; Fungi; Glomeromycota; Glomeromycetes; Archaeosporales; Ambisporaceae.